Messenger RNA from Wyeomyia smithii (pitcher-plant mosquito), 1994 nucleotides. Its product is annotated as cytochrome P450 CYP12A2-like. Gene Ontology annotation, molecular function: oxidoreductase activity, acting on paired donors, with incorporation or reduction of molecular oxygen; iron ion binding; heme binding. The coding region runs from base 298 to 1872 and encodes 524 amino acids. The record is from RefSeq and is a predicted model, not a curated record. NCBI's taxonomy places the organism in Eukaryota, Metazoa, Arthropoda, Insecta, Diptera, Culicidae. The transcript is spliced from 8 exons.
AGACAGAUCACCGUGCUACAUGCGAACUGUCAAAAAUUAGCUUUAGCAAACAACAUUAUUACCUACAGCCGAGUUCGACUCACGCGAAUAAGCUUGAGUGUGUUUUGUUUGCGCAGGUCAUUUGCAAUCUAGAAAACGCUUAGCGAUUCCGUUAUCUGGUGAGAUAUUUCGAAAGGCAGCGCGAGUGGUAUAAGCUCACAGCCUAGUAGUCGACUGGUGACCGAUAAGCGAGCAAGUCAGGUGCAUUUUUUGGAUUAAUAAGUGGUUGACCUUGUCUACUGUUUAUACAAGUUCAGUAUGCUGCGCAGCAUAGUGAAACUGAGCGAUGGCUGUUCAGCCCGGACCAUCAUCAUUCGCUGUCGUAGUGUUCAAGCUGUUCCGAAUGCGGUGAACGCUGUUCCGGAAUCAACCGUUGAUCCCGAAUGGGCCGAUGCUUUGCCGUUCGAAAAUAUUCCUGGACCAAGCAAUUUCACUGUGCUUAGAUAUUUUGCUCCCGGAGGCUCUCUUCACAAUGCUACCCUACAGGAGAUGCAUGGAUUUUUCCGCAAGACGUAUGGUGAUCUGCUCCGCAUGCCGGCAGCGUUCGGCCGAAAAGAAAUGCUGCUGAGCUUCAAUCCGGAUGACUACCAGAAGCUCUUUCGAGCGGAUGGACAAUGGCCGAUCCGUCGGGCGCUGGAUAGCUUUAUCUAUUAUCGGAAAAAGCUAAGACCGGAAGUAUUCCAUGGUUUGGGAGGAUUGGUUUCCGAACAUGGUGAACCUUGGCAUAAAUUUCGCACAGUCGUAAAUCCUGUAAUGAUGCAGCCGAAAACAAUAAAGUUGUACGUUGAUAAGGUUGAUGUGGUAUCCAGGGAGUUUAUGGAAAUUAUGAAGAGUAUACGGGACGAGAAAAACGAACUUCCUGCCGAUUUUGAUCAAUGGUUGAAUCGUUGGGCUCUGGAGUCGAUAGGGGUGCUAGCCAUGGAUACCAGACUUGGAGUACUGGGUGAAAAUCUUAGUGAAGAAGCCGAUCAUAUUGUGAAGAAUAUCCGACAAUUUUUCGAACUAACAUAUCAACUAGAUGUCUUACCUUCUGUAUGGAAAAUCGUUAAAACACCCAAAUUCCAAAAGUUGAUGAAAGCUCUCGAUGAUCUUACAGGAAUGGUUAAGAGCAAAGUGGAUGAUGCUGUUGUCAGGUUGGAUAAAAAUCCUUCAGUGGAUAAUGAAAAUCAGAGCGUAUUGGAAAAACUUUUGAAAGUCGAUCGGAAUAUUGCUGUUUUGAUGGCAUUCGACAUGCUUAUGGCUGGAGUUGACACAACCGCAACUGGGACAAUAGGAAUUCUUCACUGUUUAGCCACGAAUCCAGACAAACAGGCGAAAUUGCGUGAGGAACUUCGUACGAUUCUCCCUAACAAAGAUUCUCCAUUGACACCGGAGAAUAUGCGAAACCUGCCAUAUCUCAGGGCAUGCAUCAAGGAAGGUAUCCGUAUUUGUCCUCCAACUGCUGGAAACCUUCGCGAAGCAGGAAAAGAUUUGGUUCUGCAGGGCUACAGAGUCCCGAAAGGGACAGAUGUUGCGAUGGCAGCAAUGUUGUUAAUGAAGGAUGAACAGUACUUUGGUCGGGCAAACGAUUUUCUACCGGAACGCUGGCUAAAGGAGGAAACCGGCGGCUGUCCAGGAAAAAACUCACACCCUUUUGUGUAUCUUCCGUUCGGUUUUGGUCCCCGAACCUGCAUCGGCAAACGGAUGGCUAAUCUGGAGAUGGAAAUUAUAGUUGCCCGUAUUACGCGCAUGUUUGACUUCCGGUGGAACUAUGGACCCUUGAGGAUUCGCGGUGCAAUAGUCAACAUUCCGGACAACGAGCUGAAGUUCGAAAUGAGGGAGGUCGAUAAAUAAUUCGUUGUGGUUCAAUUUUUUUCAUUGUAAAUGCAAUAAGUGUUGCAAACCAAUGAUACAACCAAAAGAAUCCCUAUACAAAUCAAUAUCAAUUGAGGUCCAAUAAAAAUUGAUAAGCAGCA